AUGACAGUUUGUGUUUGGAUUGCAGUCCACCCGCUGAUCCAAGUGCCGAACCAGCUGGUGGGGGCGCCCACCGGCACGGACGUCGCCCUGCAGUGCCACGUCGAGGCCUCCCCCAAGGCCAUCAACUACUGGACGCGCGACACGGGGGAGAUGAUCAUCGCCAACGACAAGUACAACAUGACUGAGAUCAACAGCUCCUUGUACAGCGUCCAGAUGAAGCUGGUCAUCCGCAAGAUCAAGAAGUCCGACCUCGGUGGCUACAAGUGCAUCUCCAAGAACUCCAUUGGCGAUGCCGAGGGCAACAUCCGACUCUACGAAAUGGAGCUGCCAAAGCGUGCUAAGAGCGCGCUCGAUGGCCUAGACGACGGGGACAGUGGCUCCGAAGCCGAGUCAUCAGGGGAGGCGGACCUGGAGGAGAACAGCCCACGGCUCUACAAUGGCUACCGGGAAUCCCUGCGAGAGACGGCGGGAGGCCCGGGAGGAAGCGACUCUGGGGGCGGGCUCGGUGGCGGUGGCGGCGGAGGUGGCGGCCUAGCACUCACUUGGCUGCUGCCACUGCUGCACCUGCAGCUGUGA
Molecule: messenger RNA, 576 nt
Organism: Schistocerca americana (American grasshopper)
Lineage: Eukaryota; Metazoa; Arthropoda; Insecta; Orthoptera; Acrididae
Product: lachesin-like
Exons: 3
Coding region: 1-576 (191 amino acids)
Cellular component (GO): neuron projection
Source: RefSeq, a predicted model, not a curated record